AUGGGAGUGAUAUGGCUUCCCAACCAAUCCAGGAUCCUGUGUUUUUCCUUUCAUAUUACCCUCCUUCUGGUUCAACAGACUACUGCAGAAAGAGAACUGAAGUUUGUGGUUGCAGUUUUCCGACAUGGUGACCGAACACCAAUUGUAAAUUUUCCAACUGAUCUGCACAAGGAAAGUGAAUGGCCCCAGGGAUUUGGACAACUUACCAAGACUGGAAUGCAGCAACUAUUUGAACUUGGACAGUACAUGAGGGAAAGAUAUUCCAGCUUCUUGAACAGCACAUACAACCGGCAAGAGUUUUACAUCCAAAGUACAGAUUACGACCGCACCAUUAUGAGUGCCCAGUCAUACCUUUCUGGCCUCUUUCCACCAACUAGCAGCCAAAUUUGGAACCCUGAGCUUCUCUGGCAACCCAUUCCAGUUCAUAUUAUUCAAAAAUCAACAGACCGGAGCCUGAAUUUUCCUCUGCCUGACUGUCCCCGUUUUGAUGAACUUCAGAAUGAAACACAAACAUCAAGUGAAUUUCAAAAUAGAAUACAACCAUACAUGGAUUUUUUACAAAUGAUGGCAGUUAACACAGGACUUGAACUAAAUCAUCUUAAAAUACUGGAUAAUUUCCAGCUCUGGAAUACAUAUGACACUCUCCACUGUGAGGGUAUUCACAAUUUCACUCUCCCUGUAUGGGCUACCAAAGAUGUAAUCAACAAGAUGGAAAAACUGGCAGAAUUGUCCUUGUUAUCGCUAUUUGGGCUUUAUAAAACAGAAGAGAAAUCACGACUGCAAGGAGGUGUCCUUGUGAACAUUAUUUUAAAUAGUAUUAAGCAAGCUGCCAAUUCUUCAAAACAAAGAAAAAUGGAGGUCUACUCCGCACAUGACACCACAGUUGGGGCCCUCCAGAUUGCUCUCAAUAUUUUCAAUGGAAAACUGCCACCAUAUGCUGCUUGCCAGUUCUUUGAACUCUACCAAGAAAGUAGUGGGCAAUACAGCAUUGAAAUGCAUUAUCGGAACGACUCCUCAAAGGCUCCUUACCUACUCACCCUGCCAGGAUGCACCUCUUCUUGUCCACUUGAGAAGUUUACUGAACUAGUUUCUCCUGUGAUUACAGAAAACUGGUCAAAAGAAUGUGGGAAGAAAGACAAAAUGAAAGAUAUUUUUAUUGGCUUUGAUGUUGCUGUUGGCUUGUUGUUAAUCUUUGACCUUGUGCUGCUCUACCUCCUUUAUCAUUAUGGACGCUGCAGGCGCAGAAACAACUACCAAGACAUUUAA
This is a messenger RNA of Nestor notabilis (Kea), 1266 nucleotides long. Its product is annotated as prostatic acid phosphatase-like. Gene Ontology annotation, molecular function: acid phosphatase activity. NCBI's taxonomy places the organism in Eukaryota, Metazoa, Chordata, Aves, Psittaciformes, Psittacidae. Bases 1 to 1266 code for a protein of 421 amino acids. The transcript has 11 exons. Gene Ontology annotation, biological process: lysosome organization; dephosphorylation. Gene Ontology annotation, cellular component: lysosome; plasma membrane. The record is from RefSeq and is a predicted model, not a curated record.